ACACACACACACACACACACACACACCACUACAAAACUGCUAUUAUCCAUUUAGCUUUCCAUUCCAUCGCUGGUCUCUCUCUGGCUCCCAGAUUGAAAGUGUACCAGUGACAGACGCAAACACACUGAAGAACAUUAUGAGCUUCUAUUCAGACUACAACUUUCAUGAGAAUUACCAUGACCAUGACCAUUACAAUGAUAGCUCAAACCACAGCUACUAUGAUGAGGACUUUGAAGACUACUACACUGUGUGUGACAAAUCGGAUGUCCGCUCUUUUGCUGGUCUCUUCCUCCCAGUGGUCUAUAGCCUAGCACUUGUGGUAGGCCUGGCUGGAAACUCCAUGGUUGUAUUUGUCUAUCUAUCCCAGAAGUGCCUACGGACAUUAACAGAUGUCCUCAUCCUUAACCUGGCCUUUGCGGACCUCCUCCUCCUCUUCACACUCCCGUUCUGGGUGGCAGAUGCUGUAAACGGCUGGGAGAUUGGUGUGGUGGCCUGCAAGAUAACCUCAGCCCUCUACACCACCAACUUCAGUUGUAGUAUGCUUCUGCUAGCCUUAAUUAGCAUGGAUCGAUACCGAGCUCUUGCCCAGAGCUCCAGCAAUUAUGCCAGACCACCUGGAAACAAACCAAGGAGACAGAUGCUGCUACUGUCCCUCCUGGUCUGGAUUGCAGCCUUCGUGUUCGGCUUGCCAGAUUUUUUCCUCACCACCGUCAAGCAGCACUCCUCUGGACACAAAUCCUGCAGGGCAGUGUACCCACAUAGUAUGGCAAAAGCAGCAAAAGCCAGCUUGGAAGUUCUAGAGGUGUCACUGAGCUUCCUGCUACCCUUCCUUGUGAUGAUGUUCUGCUAUUACCGCGUGGGAAAAACCCUGAGUCAGGCAGCAACAACUGGAAUGAGAGAAGUACGGAAGUGGAAGGCCUUCCGGGUCCUGAUAGCUGUUGUGGGGGUGUUUCUGUUGACACAGUUGCCAUAUAACAUUGUCAGGAUUAUACGAACCCUAGACAUCAUCUACGCUUUGGUGACAAACUGUGAGGUCAGUAAAGGACUGGAUCGGGCCACUCAAGUCACAGAGAGCUUGGCACUCACACACUGUUGUCUAAACCCUGUUCUAUACGUCUUCAUUGGCUCAUCCUUCAAGGUGCACAUGCUAAAGCUUGCUAAGCGAUGUGGACAGACUGGGAGGCACCGUGAUCAGCAAAACAGGCAACCUGCAAUGGAAAUUGCACUAAAAUCACGGACCCGCACAAACAGCAAUGCAUACUCAGAAUCAGACGAGGAACAUACAAGUACUUUUUCUAUCUAGCGCACAGACCUGAUGACCAGGGACCAAAGACUGCAUUAUAUAUAAUGCAAAUAUGCUACAUUAAAAGCAUUUAAAUAAUGGAAAGACCAGUUCUCCUAUUUAAAAUUUGUUAUAGAUACUAAACUGAGAGCACUGCUGACCCAGAUUUACAUUGUGCUUUUCAGAUUCUAAUUAAUACAAGAGUAAAGGUAAGUUUUUUCUCUAAACUUUGAUAGACAUCAAUAUUCAUAAUUAUAAACCCAUUCUGAAUAUAAUAUAUUAUAUGGCUUUGGGGAAAAAUCAGUACAUUAUUCAGACUUGAGCAGAUGGGUCAGAUCAGAAGUGGAGCACAACUUCCUCUUUUUUGUUGAUCUUUAUAUAAUUACAAUAUAAUAUUAUAAUGAGUUGAGUUCCUGCAUUGUGACCAUGAACACAUGUGGCUCUGUAGACGUAUGUUACUUGACAAUUUUAGGAAUUAAAUGGGUCAGGGUCUGAUACAAUUUCCAUAGUACUGGCUGGUUAAGCUGGUUUUCAUGAUUGCAGCUUCUAGUAAGCAGUUCGCAGUGGCACAGCUGCUAAUUUUAUUAUGCCCUCCUGUACUUUGUUCUCCUCUGCUGUUAUAUAUUAAUUUCUGCUUAUUUUCAUGAAAGGUGUCAAUAAGUCACCGAAGGGCACUGUUUACAAAAUCUCCAACCAACAAACCCAGCCUGCAACAAAAAUCUGUUUGACUUGCGAUAUCCAUCUGUUAAGUUUGAAAUAGCCAUCUUGUGAGUUAUAGUUUCCUUAGUGUUUAGUGGAAAUAAAGCUGGUUCUAGUUUCUCAUUGUUAAACAGAAAUAGUGACAAAUGCAUACAUGUGGUGCGAGUGAGUCAGACUCGGAAAGAAAAUUAGCAAAGAAAAAAGCAGCUAAUUUUUUUAAUGUAGUGGCAUCUGUGUUUACUGUGUGAACUCAUACGUGUGAUCAUACAUGCUUCAUUUAAUUCUUUACACUAAAAGAAGGAUAUUUACUAUGAGUCAACAAAUACACUCUUAUAGCCAAUGCCUACAUUUUCUGAAAUAGGAAUGUAAAACAUCUUAGUAGAAAAGUGAUAUAGCAGGGAAAGUUGUUUUUUUUUGCAUAUGAUCAAAAUAUUAAAAAUCAGAAUUAUUUGCAUUUUGGUUAGUGGAGUUCAAAAAGUCAUUCUGCUGUGGACAGCAGUAAAACAAUAGGGACAUUGCCAGAAAUAGUCUAAAGAGAAUAUUUAGAAGAGAACAUAAUAGAGUAUGAAGGCUUGCUCCCGGUAAGAGGGUGAUACAUAUGUCUUGGCCUCACACAUUACAGGGUGAGGACUAACAGAUAUCAAAACAUUAACUAGAAAAUCCAGACUUGUGUGUGUGUGUGUGUGUGUGUGUGUGUGUGUGUGUGUGUGUGAGAGAGAGAGAGAGAGAAAUAUAAAAAAAAAUGGCUAAUUAAUUUUGCACUAGUACACAUAACCUGUCCAAAAUAGUUCAGUGAAAUUUCAUAGUAUGAAUGACUCUUCUUCAGUUUUAUUAUUUCUAUUAAAAAAUGUCAUGCUUUAACUGUGUUCUUGUGUGUGUGUUAGGGGGGGGUUAUGGGGAAGCUGUAAAGAGGACUGGACUAAGUCUAUUUUUAGUAUCUUACAUAUUGUCUUUUUACUAGUCAUUGUUGUCUGUCAUUAUAUUGUGUUUCUGUAUAUUUGCAUCAAAGAAAAAGUAAUUUCCGACUUGGCCUUCCUACAAAAUAACAAUAAUUUAUUAUUAACUUUAUACACCAAAGUAAGAAAGCUAAACCUAACUUUCAAUGUUAGUUAACUACCACUCUAAAUGGUGCUUUGGUCCCUCUGCAGAACCCUUGCUGGUUCUCUGUAGAAUCCUAAAAAGAGCACUUCCUUUUCUAAAAGGGUUCAUUUAGAAAGCUAGAACCAACAAAAGAAGGACUGAAGAACACUAUAUUAAAAACCUGUAUAGCUUUACACCUUUAAGUGUGUAUCACUUUAGUUAUCAUUCUAUACUGUUAAAAACAAGAAACUCUUGAGUCGUCUCCUGUUAAAAGCGCUAUAUUUUUGGACUCCUGCUUUUACACAUUGAUUCUUACUGCGUGCAACAACCUCUCUAUAAUCUUCAUUUCAUCCCAUCACGCACAUGCUUUCUCUUUGAACCACUUAAGACUGCACUGUUAUAUCUGAAACCCAAUUACAUCUUGUUUCCAGGCUUAAGGAUCAGUGGACAUGUGAAACCACACUAAAGACUUCAUUAUAGGGCCACUUGGAUGGCGUGAUAAAGAACACUGGAAGGGUUUGGAAGUGACUGCAUACAAAAAGGAGGUAAGGGAGGAUACUGUUGGACCCUGAAGAGUUUAAAGGCAAGAACGUGGGAAAAGGAUGACAAAACAGCUCAAAAGUUUUUAGGUGAGCAAAAUUAUUGGUACACAUAGCCUUAAAGUAAAUAACACUUAGUAUUUGGUUGCAUAUCCCUUGCUUGCAAUAACUGCAUCAAGCCGGCGACCAACUGACAUCACCAUAUUGUUGUAUUCUGCUUUUCCAGGUUUGUACUGCAGCAUCCUUCAGUUGUUGUUUGUUUUGGGGGAUUUCUCCCUUUAGUUUGCUCUUCCAGUUUUUGAAGUCCUUUGUUGUGUUGGCAGUGAGUUUUGGGUCAUUGUCUUGCUGCAUGAUGAAGUCCCUCCCACUGGAUGCAUUUCUCUGUAAAUUGGCAGACAGAAUAUUUCUGUAGACUUCUGAAUUCAUUCUGCUGCUACCAUCAUGAGUUACAUCAUCAAUAAUGAUUAGUGAGCCUGUUCUAAAAGCAGCCAUGCAAGCCCAAGCCAUGAAACUACGUCCACCAUUCUUGACCGAUGAGCUGGUAUGUUUUGGAUCAUGAGCAGAUCCUUUCUUUCUCCACACUUUGGCCUUUCCAUCACUUUGGUAGAGGUUGGUUCCAGAAAUUUUUGUGGCUCAUCUCUGUAUUUCUUUGUGAAUUCCAAUCUGGCCUUCCAAUUCUUACUGCUGAUGAGUGGUUUGCAUCUUGCGGUAUGGCCUCUAUAUUUCUGAUCUCGAAGUCUUCUUCGAAAAGUGAAUCGAUACCUUCACCCCUAGCCCUGUGGAGGUUGUUGGUGACUGACUGUUGUUUUGGGGUUUUUCUUCACAGCUCUCUCCGGUCAUUAUGUUGGUUUAUCCUUUUUAACAACAAAUUCAGUCUUCAAGUUGUUUAACACAUCUAGAUGUAAAUAUCAGGAAAUGAAAGCUGAAAUUCUGAUCUAUUGUCUCAUAUUCAUCUUUUGAUCUCAAACCCAAAUGUCUUCAAUGUAUAGCAAAAAAAUAUAUUUCAAUAUUUUCUGAGGUGCUCCCACAACUCCCAUCUUCAGUUGCUGCAUGUUUGAGGGUCUUUCUGCCUUUAAUUUUGUCUUCAGUAAGUGAAAAACAUGCUCAAAUGGGUUGAGGUCAGGUGACCGACUCAGCCAUUUAAGAACUUUCCAGUUCUGUGCCUUAAGAACCUCUUGGGUUGCUUUUGCUGCAUGUUUUGGGUCAUUAUCCAUCUGUACUGUGAAGUGCCGUCCUAUCAGUUUUGCAGCAUUUGACUGAAUCUGAGCAGAAAAUAUAGCACUAUACACUUUAGAAUUUAUCCUACUACUUCUAUCAGUGAUCCAGUUCCAGUACACUUCCUCUGUAAUGUUUGACAGAUGAUUUGGUAUGUUUUGGAUCAUGGGCCCUUCCUUUCUUUCUUCAUACUCUUCUCAUCCCAUCAUUCUGGUGUAAGUUAAUCUUGGUUUCAUCUGUCCAAAAAAUCUUGUUCCAGAACUGGGCAGGCAUUUUUAGAGUUCUUUAGAAAACUUUUUUAGUUUUCUAGCAAGUCUUAUCAGGUCCUUUCUGUUCAGGAGUGUUACCAGUGGUUUGUAUCUUGAGGUACUUGAGCUGUAUUUACAUUCAAUGAGGUGUUCUUGACUGUAGACUUAGACAAUGAUACGCCUGCCUCCUCGAAAGUGUUCUUGACUUGGCUAGAUGUUGUGAAGGUUUUUUUUUUUUUUUCUUCACUAAGGAAAGAAUUCUGCAGUCAUUCACUUUAGUUGUCUUCCAUGGUCUUUCAGGCCUUUUGGUGUUGCUGAGCUUGCCAGUGCAGUACUUUUUUUAAGAAUGUACCAAAUUGUUGAUUUGGCCACUCUUAAAGUUUCCGCUAACUCUCUAAUAGGUCUGGUUUGUUUUCUCAGCCUAAUGAUGGCCUCCUUCACUUGCAUCGACACCUCUUUGGACUGCAUAUUGAGAGUUUCCAUGAACAGCUAACAAAUGCAAAUUCAUCACCUGGAAUCAACUCCAGACCUUUUGUCUCCUUAAUUUGUCAUAAAAUAACGAGGAAACAAGCCACAUCUGGCCAUGAAACUACUUAUCAGUCAAUUGUCCAAUUACUUUUGAGCCUGUGGAAAUAGAGGGACUAUGUAAAAAGUAGCUGUAAUUCCUAAACAGUUAAUACAAUGUUUUUGUUAAACCCCUUGAAUUAAAGCUGAAAGUCUACACACAAUCACAUCUUGAUUGCUUCCUUUCAUAUCCAUUGUGGAGGUGUACAGAAGCAAAAUUAUGAAAAUUGUAUCAGUGUCCAAAUACGUAUUGGCCUGAUUGUAGUUCUUCUCCUGUCAAAUGACUUCUUUACAUGUAUCCAUCUAUUAAUAAGCUUUACUGAUAAACAGCUCCCUCCAAACUCACACACAAACACAAACACACACACACACACACACACACACACAAACACACAAAUACAGAAACAUUUUAUUAUUAUUUAUUUUAAAGCAGAAAUCCAGGAAUCCUGGAAUUUCAUACCUCGUAAAGAGUAUGGUAAAUGCUAAGAACCUCCUUUCCACAAAAACAGACACUGGCAGUUAUUUCCAGCUGAUUAGCAAAGAAUUCAAGGAAAAUACCAUUUCAACAAACAACUCCUUCACAUUUACAGGA
Messenger RNA from Pangasianodon hypophthalmus (striped catfish), 6219 nucleotides. It is a transcript of the gene ackr4b, whose product is annotated as atypical chemokine receptor 4b. Bases 137 to 1303 code for a protein of 388 amino acids. NCBI's taxonomy places the organism in Eukaryota, Metazoa, Chordata, Actinopteri, Siluriformes, Pangasiidae. The transcript has 2 exons. Gene Ontology annotation, cellular component: membrane. The record is from RefSeq and is a predicted model, not a curated record. Gene Ontology annotation, molecular function: chemokine receptor activity; chemokine binding; scavenger receptor activity. Gene Ontology annotation, biological process: chemotaxis; immune response; G protein-coupled receptor signaling pathway.